AUGUCACUAAUUGCCAGACAGAAAAAUCACAUUGUUGCCAUUAGUUUAAGAAACGAAUUGCGAGGUUCAGGACAAACUUUACCAGAUUGGUACACAUACGUACUAAUAGGUGUUACUGACACAGUUCAUCAGACAAAUCCAGAUAUAUUAAUUGUUAUCUCUGGUUUGAAUUAUGAUUUAGAUCUUUCAUUUAUUCGUUAUACACCUGUACAAGAUUUGUUACCAGAACCGAUAAAAUCGAAAAUUGUUUAUGAAGGACAUUGGUAUCCAUGGUCGAAUUACGGGCAUUCAUCCGAAUGUACAAAAAUGCAGAACAGAGUUGAGGAUGCUUGGGGUUAUAUCACGACAGAAAAUGAAAAAUAUACUGCGCCGAUAUGGCUAACCGAAUUCGGAACAAAUGUAGAUAAUUUUGUAGGUGAUAAUUACAUCAAUUGUGUUAGCCA
Messenger RNA from Didymodactylos carnosus, 443 nucleotides. Lineage: Eukaryota; Metazoa; Rotifera; Eurotatoria; Philodinida; Philodinidae. The record is from the annotation of a GenBank genome assembly.